AACACUCGGAUCUUUAUGUGAAUCCGAAGCAGAUCCGAAGUGCAAACUCGUUCCACAACUGUAAACUACCGUAACUGUACUGGAGCUCCGCCAUUGGUUAGAACGGUUCCAUCCGCCGGGGAAGGUAGGCGGGGGCGAGCCGUUGAAUGACGGCCGUUGCUCAAUUUACACUUGAGAGAGAAGAGACAGCCUCCAGGACCCACGCGGGGCCUACAUAUUUCAUAUUUAUACCGAGUAACGAUAUCAGAUGAAAGAGGAGCAGCGCGUAAUCGUUUUGUAAUCACCGGGGGGGGGGAUGUUGCGGAUCAUGCGCGGACAUGCGUGACGGUACGACACGGUGUCGAGACCAAGCGGACGUCUUCACAGGUUGAUGAGCUAUGGGGAAGCCAGCAAAAAAGUAGCCUACAUGAUUGUAGUCUAUAGGCGGCUUCAACUGACACGGACUCACACUUAAAGGAGGAAUAGGCGGUGCCUGCUAAUCCCUGGAAAAAUACAGUGGACCGGAAUGAGACAUUUAACGUUUUGCAGGUUGGGGUUUAUUCGCUGAAGUUGACGCUCAGAUUCGGCUAUAAAGCAGCGUGUAAGGGUUGUCUAACAGUCAGGACCGUCCGUCUGCCUUGCACAUUUUGACAUCAAGCCAAUCAAAUCGGUUAUUCAAAUCGGCGCUCUUAUGUCAGUGACCUAUAUCUCAUGCAUGUGCGCCAAAAGCUCACAGUAACCUCUUCGCCGGGACCAGACAGCAUGGGGAUCAACGGGUUAGACAACCAAGCGCAGCCGUCCAGCGGAGCGUCCCGGGCGGAGGAGACAGCUGCGGAUCCUCAGACGGAGCAAAGAGUUGCCCCUCGAGAAGCAGACUGCGGGAAGGAUGACCAGGCGGCGGGCAGCGAGUGUCAACCCGUGCAGGAGGACGGCUCCGUGCAGUUGUUGGAGGCCGGGUGCAAGCCGCCCCUCUGCCCGGUGUCGGACUCCGAGUCGGGGGUCCAGGUGGAGGAGUGCGGCCACGGAGGAGCCGCGUUCGUCCCACCCGAAGGAGGUUUCGGCUGGCUGGUGGUUUUCGCGGCAACCUGGUGCAACGGGUCGAUCUUCGGCAUUCAAAACUCUUUCGGCAUCCUACACAUGAUGCUGAUGAAGGAGCACGCAGACCCAGACGACAAGACGUCUCAGUUCAAAGUGGCAUGGGUCGGGGCCCUGGCCAUGGGCAUGAUCUUCUUCUGUUCACCCGUGGUCAGCAUGUUUACAGACCGCUUCGGCUGUAGGAAGACAGCAGUCAGCGGGGCAUUGCUGGCUUUUAUAGGGCUGCUCAGUACAUCCUUUGCAAACUCCCUGAGCCUUCGCUAUUUCACAUAUGGCAUACUGUUCGGCUGUGGCUCCUCCUUUGCCUUCCAGCCCUCGUUGGUCAUCCUCGGCCACUACUUCCGCCGGCGCCUCGGCCUCGCCAACGGUGUGGUGACGGCCGGUGCCAGCCUCUUCUCCAUGGGCCUCCCGGUUUUCCUCAACAUGGUGGUGGAACCUCUGGGCCUCAGCAGGACCUUCCAGAUUCUCAGCCUCUUCAUGUUGGUCCAGGCCCUGCUGGCGCUGUUGUUCAAACCUCUACUGCCUGCUGGAGGAGGCAUGGGACCCCCAGGCAUGGGUCCUGGCCCCGCCAAUCCCCAAACCCAGCCAGGGGCCACCGCUCAGAAGGGGAGCAGGUGGAGCAGGGUUCUGGGUGGGGUCAGAAGGUACUUCAACCUGCGUGUGUUCCACAUCUUGACAUACCGAGUGUGGGCGUUUGGAGUAGCAACAGCUGUCCUGGGCUACUUUGUGCCGUAUGUCCAUCUGAUGAAUUUUGUGAAGGAGCAGUACAAGGGGACCCAGAAGGAAUGGGUUCUACUGGUAUGCAUAGGAGCAUCAUCUGGGGUGGGACGCCUCGCUUUCGGCAAAAUCGGAGACCUCAUUCCUGGUCUUCAAAAGAUCUACAUGCAGGUGGUGUCCUUCAUGGCUCUGGGCCUGAUGUCCAUGAUGAUCCCUCAGUGCUUGGUGUUCGAGGGACUGGUGGUUGUGUGCGUGUUCUUGGGGCUGUGUGAUGGCUGCUUCCUCACCAUGAUGGCUCCCAUAGCCUUCGAACUGGUCGGGCCCAUGCAGGCCUCGCAGGCUAUCGGCUACCUUCUUGGCCUUAUGUCUCUUCCCAUGACUGCGGGUCCACCCAUUGCUGGUCUCCUACACGAUUACUUUGGAAACUACACGGUGGCCUUCUCCCUGGCCGGGGUGCCUCCUAUAGUGGGCGGCGUGGUGCUGUUCUUUGUGCCCCUGAUACACCGCAGGCUCCAGGCAGGGGCAUCAGCAGAGGAGACGUCCACAACUGACCACAUGCUUCCCACUGCAACACCAGCGGGGGAGCCCAAGAGCUGCUCCAAUGGAGACAUCCUGCCCGGCUACACUGACGUAGAGACACACAUCUGAGUCGCACUGUACAAAGGGAUUCAGCCCACCAGCACCGUUUCUCACCCUUAGAUUUCCCUCCUCUCAAACAUGGACCUCCUGUCGACUGACGUUUUACCCUCUCACCCCCCCCCCCCCCUGGACUCUCAUGGGCUGUUUGUUAUUUUCACAUGGAGAGAAAUCAAAAAGGGCGCUCUGGCUACAAGCUACAGAGAGGACGAAAAGAAGGCACAUCUGCGUAGGAUGAUGGGAAUGUAUGAAGGAGGAUAAGCACAACACAGUCUCAACUAGGAUUGUUUAAUCUGUGGGGACUCUGUAGUAACACAUGCCUCCGAGAGGAAAGAAACGAAGAGAUUUGAACUGACUGAUUUCAUAGCAUUUAUCAUACUGCUUUAGUUUUUUGAAGCUCUAAAAAAUACUAUGCUUUGUUUCUAGAUUCUAUAUAAACACACUGUUAAGAUAACAGGCAUAUAAAAUGAAAAUUAAUUCACACUUUCUUUAUGCAGUACCUCAUGCAUCUACUUUUUUUUUUUUUUAAACACAAUACUUUGUAUUUGGUUUGUGUAGCUGAACCACAAUCUCAUCUCGAGUGAUUUGCUUUAUUCUAUUCCGCUGUGACAGCUACAAGAGAACAUCAUGCGUCUGUUGUAAAUGUCACAGGAUGUAACGGACAAUUCUUCUGAGAGAUCAGCCACCGGUCACAAUCACCUCAGCUCAACCGCACACUGUAAUCACACACACAGGGUCCAAAAUACUUCAGCAACACUUAUUUCGCUACUCUACCAACCUGCCUGCAUGGGACACAGACGUGUGAUUGUGGCAGCUGUUGAUUCCCACUGAGUCAUAUGCCACGGACCCGAGAGUGUGAAGAGUUUUUUUCAGGCUUUGAAUUAAGGUCAGUGACUUUGCAGCUUGUGGCAGGUUAAUUUAUGCAAUCACAAGGGGUGUGCCGUGAGAGCUGUGCAUCUGCUGCCUGAAUUCAUGAAACGCUACAGUCGAUGCGAGGUCUUUUCGCGAGCCUGUACAGCCUUAACUCUCAGCAUUUGUUUUUUUACAAUCAUCACACUCUCCAGUUAUUAUUGGCCUUUAAAAGUGUAAACAGGGUGCUAGAUGAAUCUGCAUAAACUGUGUUUCCUAUGGCUUUAAAAAAUAAUUCACAGUAGUUUGUUGGAAUCAUGCAGUCAUAGCUGUUGGUAGCAUCGGAUUUUUAUCAACUUCUGAUUCGUAUCAUUUUAUUCUGAAUGUGUGUGUGUGUGCAUCUGCACUUAUGAUAGUAGAGCCAUUUACUAUGUUACAAGCUGUUAAUAAGAGGGGGCUACUAACGAAACGAAAGGUCACAGCCUCAUCGAGGUAUUCCCUCAAGCAGUUAUUACGUUUCUUAAACGUUUGGACCACUUACCUCUGCACUCUUAGAUUACAAGUUCUCUUGAACCAUGAAUUUUAAUGAGCAGAUGUGAAGUAGAGCUGCUGUUUGAGUUACAAUGUGGGUAUAGGCAUAACUGAGGAGCAGAGAGGGGAAUUAGUGCACAGUAAGUAAGGAAAUGCCCCGGUGUUCAGGUGGUGGCCUCUUUGCUGUCACUGCCAGCUUCUGUGUUACAACACUUUAGAGCCUAAAAGCUACACAAACCUCAUUGCUGAGUGUAGAUUUUGGGGGGUAAUGCUAUUGGCCAAACAGUUCUGAAUAGGAAACAUACAUCUAUACCUCAGUAAUCCAACAAUCCUCAGCAAUCCAGAUGAACAAGUUCUUUUCAUUACUUUAUUAUUUCACUCUUCUGUGAUGUGGUCUUUGUUGGUGGAAUUUGAAUCAGGACUCAGAGCCACAAAGCUGCCAAACGCCUGUUUUCAAUCACCAUGGCUUCCUCCGAAACUGUUUGUUUAGGAACCACAAAACUGUGGAAAUGUCAAACUUCCAUUCCCUAUAUUCUAACAGUUGGAGUGUAACCCAUUUAGAGAUUUAUCCUUCCAGUUUAUUUUACCUUCAUAUCCACUUGCUCCUUUGUUCUUGAUCCUCAGCAUUCCUGCUCUCUCUCUCACCUCUACCUCCACAUCAUUAGCUUCUCUUCAUCACAGCCUCAUUUAUCUGUCUGUGUUUGAAGAAAUGCAGUUACAUAAAUGUCUUUAACUUAAAUUAAAGAGACACUAAACCAUAAGUAGUAAUGAACCAUAUAAUGGUUCAAGCCUGUUUGAAAGCAAAAACACACACAUAGGCCUUUAGUUUGACUGAGGUAGUGUUACAUUUUAUUGGCAGUGCAAGUUGUUGAAAGCAAUUGCAGCUGAAGCUACCAGACGGAAACAGAAGGUAGAGGUCAUUUUAAAAAGUGCCGCUGCCUGAAUUGUCUACGUACCAGAGAUGUAAGCUAACUAGUAUCAUAAAUCUUUUGGGUUUUAGGUUCAUCAGCCUGCUAGCAAAUCGAAUCACAUUAACGUGAAUGUGAAGCUCCUAAACACUGUGCUCAAUUCAAUUUAAAAAAUAAGGACACCUUCUACUUUUACUAUCUAAUUUUACUUGAAGUGUUGUAUUUAGCCGAGUCAAUAUGCUCCUGUCUGAUUAAUUGUGGUUUAUUUGAUUUACUCGUUACAGUUUUGUGUUAUGAAGGUUGCAAGAGUUUCUCCUUGCAACCUUCUCUGAAAAUAACUCAAAACCCAAUUGGCUCUAAUUGGACAUCAUUCAUCCACAAUGUAAAGAUGACGUUUUUACAGAUAAUAAAAUAGAGGAAACAUUUGAUGAAUCACUUAAUAUUUUAACUUGAAAUUCUGUUACUUCUCCACUGAAACAAACGGAGCCAGUUACUUAGAAGUUGCACUAAUGUACUGCUUUCACACUAGAGGCCUGUUUCACUAAAGGCCAAUAUCUGGUAAAUGAAUGAGGGCAUCAGAAUCAGCGUGAUUGGCCAUGUAUGC
Molecule: messenger RNA, 5319 nt
Organism: Anarrhichthys ocellatus (wolf-eel)
Lineage: Eukaryota; Metazoa; Chordata; Actinopteri; Perciformes; Anarhichadidae
Gene: slc16a2
Product: solute carrier family 16 member 2
Exons: 7
Coding region: 691-2439 (582 amino acids)
Biological process (GO): transmembrane transport
Molecular function (GO): thyroid hormone transmembrane transporter activity
Source: RefSeq, a predicted model, not a curated record